AUGUUCUCCAAGUCUGGGUCAUUCUUAAGCAAGCCAGUGAUGGAGCAGACACAGGCAGACCUGGAUGUUCUGGACAUCAGCACCAAGGUGCAGCUGCAUGGCGUGCUGUGGAAGAGGCCAUUCGGACGUCCGUCCGCCAAGUGGUCGCGCAGAUUCUUCAUUAUUAAAGACAGUUUCCUGCUCUAUUAUGCGGAGAAUGAGAAGAAGAACUUUGAGACGAACCGAUACUUCAACAUCCAUCCCAAAGGAGUGAUUCCACUGGGAGGGUGUGUCGUGUCUCCAAAGGAGGAGCCAGGAAUGCCAUUCGCUUUGACCAUCACCCAUGAGGACUUCACUGGCAACAUUGUCCUGGCGGCUGAAUCAGAGCUGGAGCAGUGCCAGUGGGUGGAGAUGCUGCAGGAGUCUGGCAAAGUCACAUGGAAGAAUUCACAGCUGGGUGAGGCCAUGAUUGAGAGUUUGGAGGCACAGGGGCUGCAGCUGGCCAAGGAGAAGCAGGAAUACGUGGACAAACUGAUGGAGGAGACAGAGGAACUGUGUCUUCAGAGAGAACAGAAGGAGGAACUGGAGCGUUUGAACCAGGUGUUGGAGGAGGAGAAGCAGAAGUUUGAGGAGGUUGUAAUGGAACUGAGGGUGGAACAGGAACAGAUCAAACUGGAGCUUGAUGGCACAGCUUAUUCGCUCAAAGGGGUGGAAUCUGAGAAGAAAGAGCUCUAUAGUCUGACUGCAGAGUUGCAGAAAUCACUAGAGGAGCUGUCGCAGGAAAAGCAACGCACCUUGGAACUGCUGCAACCGAAGGGGAGCAGUGGCCUGGAGGUGCGGGAGGUUGUCUCCCAGGAUGCCUCUCCAGGCCUCUUGCAGGGAACCCUGCAGCACAUUGAGGCGAGGAUGAGGAGUCUGCAGAAGGAGAAAGAGCAGACAGAAGAAAGGCUGAAGGAGAAUGAGCAACGUGCACGUGUGCUGCAGGAGGAGCGGGAGUUCUACUGCUCCCAGGCUAAGGCUCUGCAGCAGUCCCUCGAGGAGCUCACUGCAGACAAGCAGCAGACAGAGGCAGAGCUGAAGGCGGAGAUACUGUCAAGGCUGGACCUGGAGCAGAGGCUGAAGCUGGCAGAAGAAGCAUUACAGAGUCUGGAGCAGGGCUUGAAUUCACGGGACCGUUCACGGGAGAAGGAGGAGAGGAUGAAGGGAGAUGUCAGCCAGCUUAGGAAGUUCUUUGAAGAGUGCAUCUGUGCUGCGGAGAUUGAGGCCAAGCUGCCAGCGAUCAUGAAGAACGCUGUGUACAUCCAUAAGGCUGCAGCCCGACGCAUAAAGAGCUGCCGCAUUCAGAGGAAGACAUCCAGGCAACGCUUGGGCCUGAUGAAACACUCCCAGUCCUUUAUCCUCCCAUCCAGAGAGGACCUAUCCUUGGAGGACCUAAAGGAAACUGCGCGUCAGCUCACUUUCGACAGCUCCUUCCGAGAAAGUCUGUACAAGUUCAUCGCCGGCCGCGGUCAGCCCGAGACUCACAACUGAGGGUGAAACGGACCUAGUUGGUCCAUCCUGAUGAAAUGAUCCUCAAUUCAGCGCUGUUUUACUGCAUAUUAGAAUCGAUAAUUUUUAGAUUUUAUUCUUGUAGUUGUAAUUAAAUGGGUAUGUGUGGAAACUAAAUAGGGAAUGAAUGAUUGAUACAGUAAAAGUAGUCC
This is a messenger RNA of Scleropages formosus (Asian bonytongue), 1679 nucleotides long. It is a transcript of the gene plekhd1, whose product is annotated as pleckstrin homology domain containing, family D (with coiled-coil domains) member 1. The record is from RefSeq and is a predicted model, not a curated record. NCBI's taxonomy places the organism in Eukaryota, Metazoa, Chordata, Actinopteri, Osteoglossiformes, Osteoglossidae. Bases 1 to 1509 code for a protein of 502 amino acids. The transcript has 13 exons.